Messenger RNA from Amblyraja radiata (thorny skate), 2899 nucleotides. RefSeq names its product G protein-coupled receptor 153 (gene gpr153). The coding region runs from base 239 to 2173 and encodes 644 amino acids. The record is from RefSeq and is a predicted model, not a curated record. Gene Ontology annotation, molecular function: G protein-coupled receptor activity. NCBI's taxonomy places the organism in Eukaryota, Metazoa, Chordata, Chondrichthyes, Rajiformes, Rajidae. Gene Ontology annotation, biological process: G protein-coupled receptor signaling pathway. Gene Ontology annotation, cellular component: membrane. The transcript has 6 exons.
GGGACCAGCUUGCAUUAAUGUUUCAUCUUUUCCACAAACUGUUGGAGAUUGAGUGAGACUCUGCGCCUGAGAGCUUUACCAGGCAUUUGGCAGCGUGAAAGGUGGUGGUGAUGAACCGCAUGCGUGGCAUGAAGAGGCUGGAGGCCCCAUUCAGUGUCCUGUCUCUGCGAUGUAUUGAGUCCUAGGAUGCCUCUUGUCACCGGUGCAUUUGCACACAGUCUGCCGCGGGUCCCAUGCGAUGGGAGCACCACGAUCCACCAUGAGUGAGAGCACGGAUGAGCAGAGCUUGUACAGCAAUGCUGUGGCGUGGCUCAUCUGCUCGGGGGUCUCGCUUCUCGCCAACACCUGGGGCAUCCUGAGUGUCAGCGCCAAGCAGAAGAAAUGGAAGCCGCUGGAGUUCCUCAUCUGCACGCUAGCUGGGACACACAUCCUCAACGUUGCCAUCCCCAUUACCAUGUACUCCGUCAUCCAACUCCGGAGACAGCACUCUGACUAUGAAUGGAACGAGGGCUUGUGCAAAGUGUUUGUCUCCACUUUCUACACACUCACCCUGGUGACUUGUUUCUCCGUGACCUCUCUGUCCUAUCACCGCAUGUGGAUGGUACGCUGGCCCGUCAACUACAGGUUGAGUAACACCAAGAAGCAAGCGGUGCACACAGUGAUGGGGAUCUGGAUGGUGUCGUUCAUCCUCUCCACCCUGCCUGCAGUGGGCUGGCACGACACCACUGAACGCUUCUACGCCAAGGACUGCCGCUUCAUCGUCACAGAGAUCGGCCUGGGCUUUGGGGUUUGCUUCCUGCUCUUGAUCAGCGGGAGUGUGGUGAUGGGGGUGGUAUGCAUCGUCAUUACCCUCUUUCAGACGUUCACCGUCCACGCUAGGGACAACCUCAAUAAGAACAAAUUCAACGUGCCCACAAUUGUGGUGGAGGAUGCACAAGGUAACCGGAGAUCGUCCAUAGAUGGCUCUGAACCAUUAAAAACCUCUCUCCAGAUCACCUAUUUGAUCAGUGGAAUGGUCUUCAUCUAUGACUUUUUGACUGGAUUCCCCAUUUUGGUGGUGAGCUUUGCCAGUCUCAAGUACGACACCUCGUACUCCUGGAUGGUGCUGUGCUUCCUGUGGUGUUCCAUCGUGCAGUCCAUCCUUCUCCCGUUGUUCCUUUGGGCUUGUGACCGCUACAGGGCCAACGUGAAAAGCGUCUGGGAGAAAUGUGUAGCGAUCAUGUCCAACGAUGACACAGAUGAAGAAAACAAUCAAGAUGGAGCAAUUCACCCUGAAUCUUUCUAUGAAAGACCCUACGAAUAUAACUGCACCCCUGAGAUUCUGACAGUGGACCGCAUUGCCAAAUACGACUUCUCAUUACUGGAAAGGGGAGUUCCACAAGUAUACCCAAUGAGGGAGAUGCAUGAGGAUAAGAUGCAUUAUUUACAGGUUCCUCCAACCAGGCGCUACUCCCACGAUGAGACAGAUGUGUGGGCAACAAAGCAGAUAACUUCAUACCUUCACAGAUGGGGGUCUUCAGAGAAUAUCGCCGGAGUUCUGCACUACAGCUCCCCCCGGCACGAGCGGAGGAGAAGCAGCCUGAUCUCCCAACACGGUGAAUGCGUGUCUUUCCAUAAAAGACGGAAAUCUGCGGACAGUGGCAUUUCUCCGAAGCAACUGCCCAAGGAGGAAUAUUUCUCCGAUGACCUAAAGUGUUUCAGCCGAGAUGAGAUUAUCAAUUACAUUGAUGAAACUCCAGUACCCAGUCCAAUGAAGACCCCGCUGAGAUCAUCGUCCAUAACCCUCAUCCCGGAUAAAUACGAACAGUAUGCCGUCACCUUUUCCCACUUCCCUCUCACCAAUUUCGAGAGGGAGCCUCACGUUCUCCGCCGGUUGUCAGAGAGUAAGACAUGCAGUGCACCCCGGGGAUACUUGGUGACCUCUUUCCCCCAUGACCCUAGCGUGACCCCAAAGAACACGGGGACCCAGUGUAGCUUGUCCACCCUCACCACCCCCAACAUUAAGGAGGGAUCCUCCAGACGUUUUCGGACAGACCUUUGCGUCUCCUGGGACAAUCAGGAAAGGCUCAGGAAAGUGGAAAGUAAAGGGAGCGGCAACAGUUUUCUAAGUUCACCUUCUGCCUCCUCGGGCUAUGUAACUUUCCAUUCCGACUCCAUUGGAUCCACAACCUAGGAGUGAGUGUGGACCUUCCCUAAUGUUAAUGGUGUUUCUACAUUUGUUUACUACAUUGGGAAUUUUAUACUUCACACGGGAAGAAACGAGUCACGCACCAAAGAAUCGGUCAAAUAUUUUCAUGUCUUUUACAGGGGUAAAGAGUUAUUUUAGAGAUUGAUUGAGAGUGCACUGGAAAAAUCUGACGUCAAUGCCUGAAUAUCAUUGAUACCACUGAGUGUCGUUUUCUAUUUUUAUUUUUUUAAGGUGAACAAUUUUUAAGGGGUAUCGCUGUUAAUAGGCAUUCCUGUGGGACUGAUGCUGUUUAGAUGGAUGUAUCAAAUUGGAAAAAAGGUGGAAAUUGAUUAUAUUUUUUAAAACUUCCAUAUUGUAAAAUGGCUUCUGCACUAGAAGUCCAUCCAGGUCAUGUUCGUCUGUUAAUACACUUUGGGUAUUUGGUGUAUUCUGUUUCAACGGAUGAUUUUCUUCAUGUAGAGGACAAUGAAUUUAUUCUUUGUAAUGGGGAGCGAGGCCGCUCACACCAUCGUUUCUCCUAUGUAUUUUGCAUUUGUAAAUUUGGUGACACAAAUAUCAGUAACAGUUUCCCUGCGCAAAUGGACUUUGGUCCCCGUAAAGUUGUCCUAAAAUUUAAUAGUAACAAAUCUUUUCUUACAAGUAUUUGCAAUGGUUGAUCGUCAAAUGAUCCAGGGCAUGUGUUGUUUAUAUUAAAAAAAACAAAUUUCAAUA